Molecule: messenger RNA, 1500 nt
Organism: Komagataella phaffii GS115
Lineage: Eukaryota; Fungi; Ascomycota; Pichiomycetes; Pichiales; Pichiaceae
Exons: 1
Coding region: 1-1500 (499 amino acids)
Biological process (GO): DNA repair; DNA replication checkpoint signaling; cellular response to ionizing radiation
Cellular component (GO): checkpoint clamp complex
Source: RefSeq, a predicted model, not a curated record
AUGUUCUCCUUCUUGGGAGUUAUUUCUUCACAAGAAAACCAACAGUUAUGGGUUCGAACCAUAUACAGUUUGAGCCAGAUCUCUGAACAUGUGCAAAUGAAAAUUCGCAAGUAUGCGAACGGCUCGGAUGAAAUCAUUUUAGAAUCACUCAAUCUCUCUAGAACCACGUUAUUGAGAUGUCAGUUUGGCAAGUCUUUUUUCUCCAAGUUCAGCAUCAAUGGUGAGCUCCCAAUAUCAAAGAACGCUAAGCAGAAGUUUAGCGAGGUUGCAAUACUGUUAAAUAGCCGAAGUUUCAGCUUGCUUUUCAAAAGUUUCAGAGUUGAUGAUGUUGAUCUAUUAAAGUUCUCGCUAGCAGAGGUAGAAGAUACGGAACAAAGGUUGAGGACCGUGAAUAAUAAGCUGUUUGUUGAAGUUGUUCAGAAAACCCAGACCAAAAAGCUCUAUGCCUUGAACUAUGUCGGUAAUGAAAAAAUCCAGGAAACCAAUAUAAUUCAGGCUUAUAAGGAGCAGUUGAAACGACAAGAAAGCAGGGGCCGAAAACGAGCUGAAGAUGUUGUUCAGACGGAUGAUAGUAUUUGUCACAUAAACAUGGAUGUUUCCAUACUUAAGGAAUUUUUCGAUAUGUUGCCGAACAACGUUGUGGAUUUCAAGAUAGAUAUUUAUCCCGACCUUAGGAAAUGCUCAUUUCAAGGGUUUGACAAACAGCAGUUACUGAGUAAUAAAGUUAACAGUCUACUCAAACAGCCUAUCUCACUGAGUGUUGCCUUCUUCUUGAACGAGUUUAAUGAGGAUAACAUUGAUCAACAACUGGAGAAUAAAUUGUCAAUAAUUUUUCCUCUGAAAGAGUUCAGAGCGUUUGUUUCCCUGUUGAAUGAAUUCAAUGAUAGAAAUAAGUUUUUCAAAACCACCAGCUCGGAAAAUGGUACCACACAGGGAGUGAAUGUAAACAACGACGUUGAUCUUUUGUUCAGAGAUCAAGGCUGGCCCAUUUUAUUUGAGAAAGAUUGGAAGAACGUUUGCCGGCUGGUUUUGGUUCAAUUAACAGAAUCGGAUGAGAUUGUGAACUUGACGAAUAAAGAAAUUGAAACUAAAGAGUUGAACGUUGCGGAUUUCAAGGGAAGAAGACUGCUAAGCAUGGAAAGGGAACAGGAGAGAAACACACCCAUGCCCGAAACCAACACAGCUUCGAAGGAGAACGCACCACCGCCACAGCCGCAAGAGAAUGGAGGUGAAUACGCUGAGCCUUUGUUUGUUCCCCAAGACGAAGAAUAUACUGAAAAUGAUACUUUUAGCUACGGAGAAGUCACUGAAGUGAGAUGGAACCGUUUGAAGGAAAUAAGUAUCAAUUCAGACGACAUUCAAGUUCAAGAAAGUAUGAACUGUGGUGAUGAUAACACGGGACGUAAACGUCCAAGACUAUACAGAAACACAGAUGAAUCAGACGAAGAGAUGGAGUUAGGUCCCACUCAGAUCGAUAGAGUGCAAGGUCUUUUUGAUUAG